Messenger RNA from Eufriesea mexicana, 3674 nucleotides. Its product is annotated as fibroblast growth factor receptor homolog 1. The transcript is spliced from 11 exons. NCBI's taxonomy places the organism in Eukaryota, Metazoa, Arthropoda, Insecta, Hymenoptera, Apidae. The record is from RefSeq and is a predicted model, not a curated record. Gene Ontology annotation, biological process: multicellular organism development; positive regulation of kinase activity; positive regulation of cell population proliferation. Gene Ontology annotation, molecular function: ATP binding; fibroblast growth factor receptor activity. Gene Ontology annotation, cellular component: signaling receptor complex; plasma membrane. The coding region runs from base 1037 to 3532 and encodes 831 amino acids.
UUCCUCGAGCGCAUCCUCUCGCCUCGGACCGCGUACUCGUGUCAGUGUCGCCGCGACGCCAGCCACAGUCAGUCAGACAGUCGGAUAGACUCGCUCGACUGUCCAUCGCAACGAGAAUCAGCCCGAGAAAUCGCGAUCCACUGUCUCGCCCAUGACACCGCCUCUGGGAGCUACCUUGGAGACCUGGAUUGACCCCUCGCGACUAGGCCCAACCCUCCUUGACUUGGUCUGACGCUUUUGUAGACCUGGACUGACCCUACGGACUCACCAGGACCUCUCAGAGUGUCGGUUUACGUCGAAUCUGGUGCACUAUUGCCAGGGAUCAACCUGGCAAGCUGGAAGAACGGUCUAUCAGGGUGUCAGAGGGUGCCCAGUGAAGGAGCAGGAAUCUUGGAAGCUUCCAUUCGGGACCUUUCGUAUAGACUCUUUUAAUCUUCCGGUUUUAACGAUCAGUGAAGCUAGUUUGGAGGGUUAGGUGGCCGGAAGUGCGACUGCGAGUCGGCGUGAUCAGUGACGCAGUGGAACCGGGGGUGGAACAGGUGUUCAGCUGGACACGGUGGUGGUUCCAGGGAUUGGAUAACCUAGCCUGACGCGGUUAGAGCCGCGGCUGAGGACAGGACGAUAGUGAGGUGCGCGUUUUCGGAUCGUUUCAACGUUUCGACCCGGGGUGAUCGCGGUCGGAGAUGGAAGCAGCGUGGAAGGAAGAGGAGGAGGAUUUAUAACUCGGCUCGCCUGAAAUAACAGGAGGAAUGCGCGCGCGGUGAAUCAGCUUCCUCCGCGAGAGUGCGAAUUUCCUGACAGCGGCCACGCGAUCCUGGAUCCACCGCGGCAGGAUCUCUCGAUCCGGGCACACACGCACGCGCGCGCGCGCGCACCUUGAGAAAAGCCAGAAACGCCAGAAGCUCCCACCGGGAACGGAGAAGAGGCCCUCCAUCGCGGGCUCCAUCGGGAACGGUUUUUCUUGGAAAGGAGUCGCGACUGAAAGUCACCCAUGUCGCGCCACUAGUUGUCCGAGCCUGUUGUCGAAGAAGUCGGGAUGGAGAUCGUGAAAUGUCUCAUCGUUGGAAUACUCCUGAUGCUGGAGAUCGAUCGAAGUGCCCAAGGACAGCUGGUUCGACUAGAUGUAAAUCACCCCGAGGUGGUGGUGGUGUCAGUCGGUGAGAAACUGAUCCUUCGAUGUUCGACUUCGAACGCGGAGACGACCUGGUACAAGGGAGACGAGAUCUUCCGACCAUCGACGCCGAGGAUACGGUUAAUAAAGCAGUCGUUGAGGUUCAAGUACAUCGAUCCUGAGGACGCUGACUCGUACGGUUGCCUGGUGGAAUCCAACACGACCCUCGAAUGGAGGAACGUGACGAUACGAAUCGUGCCGUUGCAGAACGACGGAUAUCCGCACGAAUCCGAGAGGCUUGGCAGCACUCUGGGUGCCCACAGGACGGAGGAAGAAACGAACGAACUAGAAAUCGAAACGAGAAACCUGCCAGAAACGCGGUCGUUGCAUCUUGACAGCGAGAACGUAGAAAUCGACCUGGACAACGAGAAAGGCGAGAAUGAAACAGCUGGAGAACACAACAACACGGCUCCAGAACGAGCACCGUCCUUCAACAAGAGCGUAGAGAUGCCUAACGUGGUCGUGAAACCAGCUGGCAACAUGUUACGCUUACGGUGUCCAAGCUUUGGCAACCCGAGACCUAACAUCACGUGGUACAAGAACAACGGGGAGACAAAAAGAACACUGGGCAUAGUGGUCAAGUCCAAGUGGACCUUCAGACUGGAGGACCUGGUGCCUGAGGACAGCGGGAACUACACGUGCGUGGUGUGCAAUUAUCUGGGAUGCAUCAAUCGCACGUCCAAAGUUGAAAUUGUCGAGAGCGUGAAACACCGGCCGAUACUGACCAGGCCUCCGAGAAACACGACGGUUCUGAUAGGAGGCAACGUCACUAUGACCUGCGAGGUUCUGUCGGACGCGCACCGCCAUCUUGAAUGGUAUCACGGUUAUCACAUCUCUUUCGACACUGUCAACAAAACCAAUCAAAGUUUCCGGGUGGAGGUCAAGGCCGAAGGUGCAAAAGACCCUGAGGUGCUCACGCUGUACAACGUGACAGAGAAGGACGAGGGGUGGUACACCUGCAUAGCCCAGAACGCUUUAGGGGAGACUUUCAGCAGCGCUUAUCUUCGAAUAGUAGAAUCCUUGGAAGACCAUGGAAUACCACUGACAGCGAAACCACAAAUUCUCGUCAACGUCCUGGCCGCGGUUCUGUUCAUCUUUUUCGCUGUGGGCGUGGUAGUCGUUAUAUACAUCUUCCAUCGACUAAAACGCGAGAAGAUGAAGAAGCUGUUGGCCAUAGAAACGGCACGUGCAGCAGUGGUGACCCAAUGGACGAAAAAAGUGAUCGUGGAGAAGCAGAAUUUGGUGAACGCGCAGAACGUACAGGAACCCUUGCUGAUGCCCGUAGUGAAGAUCGAGAAGCAAAAAUCGACGGUCGCCGCGGAGGACAGUAAUGGUGGAAGCAUAUCGGAGUACGAGCUUCCGGUGGAUAGUGCCUGGGAAUUGCCUAGGGAACAUUUGACCUUGGGGAACACUUUGGGUGAAGGUGCCUUUGGAAAGGUGGUCAGGGCGCAGACGAACACUGGGAAGCCAGGAAUACCCUGUGUAGUGGCUGUAAAGAUGUUGAAAGAGGGUCACACCGACGCAGAGAUGAUGGAUCUGGUGUCCGAGAUGGAAAUGAUGAAGAUGAUAGGCAAGCAUGUGAACAUAAUCAACCUGUUAGGAGCCUGUACACAAGGAGGACCACUAUACGUGGUCGUAGAAUUUGCCCCACAUGGAAACCUCCGUGACUUCCUACGAGACCACAGACCUUCUUCUGGAUAUGAACCAACAAUUGGUCAGGAACCAAAAGAGAAGAAGACUUUGACGCAGAAGGAUCUGGUGUCUUUUGCCUAUCAAGUAGCCAGGGGUAUGGAGUAUUUGGCGAGCAGGAGGUGCAUUCACAGGGAUCUGGCUGCCAGGAAUGUGCUGGUUAGCGAUGAAUACGUGUUGAAGAUCGCUGACUUUGGUCUAGCUAGGGACAUUCAUUGCCAUGACUACUAUAGGAAAACCACUGAUGGAAGGCUUCCGGUUAAAUGGAUGGCACCUGAGGCUCUGUUUCAUCGGGUUUACACCACUCAGUCCGACGUAUGGUCGUACGGGAUUCUGUUGUGGGAGAUCAUGACGCUGGGUGGUACCCCUUAUCCGUCCGUACCAUCCGUAGAAAAACUGUUCCAGUUACUGAGGACAGGCCAUCGAAUGGAAAAGCCACCGUGUUGUUCUAUCGAAAUAUACAUGUUGAUGAGAGACUGCUGGAGUUAUCAGCCCAACGAACGACCAAUGUUUGGAGAACUGGUCGAGGAUCUCGAUAGGAUAUUAACGAUAACUGCGAACGAAGAAUACUUGGACCUUGGCCUUCCGCAGCUAGACACGCCGCCGUCCAGUCAAGAGUCCAGCGAAGCCGACGACGACGAGGGUGAAGAAAAGUUCCCCUACCUGCUAUGAAAUCUCCACGAACGAUCGGUUUUCACCGAAGAAUGUGUUACGAUUCUGAUAAAAAGCAAAAAAAAAUGAAAAAUAAAAAGGGAAAACAAUGACCCAGAAGGAAGAACGAACGAAGACGAAGAGGACUGAGAGAAGGAGAAGA